CCUUUUCGAAACAGUCUAGUCGUGCCGUGGGUCAAAUAGCCACGAGACAAUAUAGUGACAGCGAGUUUAAAUGCUCUCGAAAGUGUGAUGUAAACGAAGAGUGUGCUGCGUGGAACUAUCGGCAGCAAGAUAAGGAGUGUUUUUUGCUCAAGGUCCUGGAAAAUGAAGGGUUCGUGAAUGAUAAACGGUACAGUACGGGGAUACCAGUCGAGUGCAUAAACCAGAGGUAUCAACUAGAUCAGGUCACUUGAAGGCCAACCACCGCUGCUUAACAAGGUCGACUAUACGGAUAUACUGUGAUGCUUGCAGAUAGUUGGUGCCAUGGCCCAAUUUAAAGCAAAG
This is a messenger RNA of Sphaeroforma arctica JP610, 342 nucleotides long. RefSeq lists its product as hypothetical. The transcript has a single exon. The record is from RefSeq and is a predicted model, not a curated record. The annotation marks the transcript as partial. NCBI's taxonomy places the organism in Eukaryota, Ichthyosporea, Ichthyophonida.